Messenger RNA from Gopherus evgoodei (Goodes thornscrub tortoise), 5826 nucleotides. It is a transcript of the gene UBE4B, whose product is annotated as ubiquitination factor E4B. Gene Ontology annotation, cellular component: ubiquitin ligase complex; cytoplasm; nucleus. The transcript is spliced from 29 exons. The record is from RefSeq and is a predicted model, not a curated record. NCBI's taxonomy places the organism in Eukaryota, Metazoa, Chordata, Testudines, Testudinidae. Gene Ontology annotation, molecular function: ubiquitin-ubiquitin ligase activity. Bases 523 to 4569 code for a protein of 1348 amino acids. Gene Ontology annotation, biological process: protein polyubiquitination.
CAAGAUGGCCGCGGCGCCUGCUUGUUUUGAUGAAUAAUCUCUGUGUGGGGCAGGGGUAGGGGCAGCGAGCCGGGCAGCGGUCGAGGGGGCAGCCGGGCGGGCACUGAGUGGGCAGGGCUGAGGCAGGCAGGCACUGGCGUCGCCCUUCCUGCAGUAUUGGGGGCAGCAGGAGCUGGGGGCAACAGGAGAAGGGGCGGGAAAGCAGGAGCUGAGGGUAUCUGAGCUAGGGCACAGGAAAACGAGGAGCAAGAACUGGGGCAUAGGAGGAGGCUGGAGCUGGGGCAGGGUGCAGCAGUCGCAGCUGGGGCGCAGGGAGGCAGCAGUCACUGAGAGGACCUGGACCUGGAUUGCUGACUGGCAAGCAGAGAGAGGGUGCAUUCUGUAUUGUUGUGCUUCAUCUCUGACUAUGCAAUUCUGAGACACCCCUGGGGCAAGAGGCAGCAGGACCGAAUUCCCCCGAAGCUCCCAUCCCCUAGAGAAGCAAAGAGCCCCCAAACUACUUUCACCAUUAAGAGGAAAGCGAUGGAGGAGCUGAGCGCUGAUGAGAUCCGUCGAAGGCGCCUUGCUCGGCUUGCAGGUGGACCAUCUUCCCAGCCCACCACUCCCCUUACCUCUCCACAAAGAGAGAACCCACCUGGACCACCUGUAAUAGUGCCAGCCCCAGGUCCAUCCCACAAUUUUGGCCUGAAUGUCCAUAGUAUGACCCCAGCUACCUCUCCAAUUGGCGCAUCAGGAGUAGCCCACCGAAGCCAGAGCAGCGAAGGAGUGAGUUCUCUCAGCAGUUCCCCAUCUAACAGCCUUGAAACACAAUCUCAGUCUCUCUCCCGGUCCCAGAGCAUGGAUAUUGAUAGUGUCUCCUGUGAGAAAAGUAUGUCCCAGGUGGAUGUAGAUUCAGGAAUAGAGAACAUGGAGGUCGAUGAGAGUGAUCGCAGAGAGAAAAGGAGCCUGACUGAUAAGGAGCCUCCAUCAGGAUCUGAAGUAUCCGAGGAGCAGGCCUUACAGCUGGUCUGUAAGAUCUUCAGAGUAUCCUGGAAGGACCGAGACAGAGACGUCAUCUUCCUCACUUCGUUCUCUGAGCAAUUUAAGCAGAACCCAAAAGAAGUGUUCUCAGAUUUUAAGGACUUGAUUGGCCAGAUUUUAAUGGAAGUUCUGAUGAUGUCCACCCACUCGAGGGACGAAAACCCAUUUGCCAGCUUGACAGCCACAUCCCAGCCAAUUGCAGCAGCUGCCCGGUCACCUGACAGAAAUCUGAUUCUAAACACUGGCUCCAACCCAGGAACAAGUCCUAUAUUCUGUAAUGUGGGCUCCUUUGGUUCCAGCUCUUUAUCCAGUCUCUAUGGGACUAGUCCAGCUUCUAGUAACCAUUUCUCAAGCCAUGUGCCAAUGACUGGUUCAUCUGUUACCCCACCGGCCAGUUCACUUGCCAUCACAUCUGUGCCUUCCAUUUCUGUCAGCCCUCAUCUCACAGCUGCAAGUCCUUCUGGAGUCCAGCCCUCCUCUCCGAGGUACCACCCAUAUACCGUAACCCACCCCUGGGGCUUUUCAGCUUCUCAAAUCCCACGCUCCUUGAAUAUCUCCAUCCCAGCUAGCUCACCAAGUCCUCCAGUCAUGGCUGCCAGUCCUCAAGCUGUGCCAGUCAGCUCAUCCAGACAGAGGCCCACAACCAUGGGCCCACCUUUGUCUACUGCUUUGCCCGGUACCUUGAGCAGGCGUUCUUCUUUCCUAAACAGGAUUCCGUCUAGUAUAUACGACAACCCUUUCUCCCUCCUCUUCCUUGCCGUUUCUGAUGUGUCUGGGGACAGUAGUGAUGAAGAAAAUGAAGAUGGUGAUUUUUCUUGUGUCCAGUUUGGGUCCAGUGUGGGAGGCUCUGCUGGAGCAAGUGCUUGUGAUUCCUGCAGUGACCAUUUCAGCAUUGAAACUUGUAAGGAGACAGAGAUGCUGAACUACCUCAUUGAGUGUUUUGACAGAGUUGGAAUAGAGGAGAGAAAAGCACCAAAGAUGUGUAGCCAGCCAGCAGUUAGCCAGUUACUGAGCAACAUCCGAUCACAGUGCAUUUCCCAUGCUGCUUUGGUCCUACAGGGAUCCUUAACACAGCCAAGGUCUUUGCAGCAGCAGUCUCUGUUGGUACCAUACAUGCUGUGUAGGAAUCUUCCAUUUGGCUUCAUCCAAGAAUUGGUGAGAACAACUCACCAGGAUGAAGAGAUGUUUAAACAGAUCUUUAUCCCUAUCUUACAAGGCCUGGCUCUUGCUUCCAAAGAGUGCUCCCUUGAUAGUGACAAUUUUAAAUAUCCCCUUAUGGCAUUAGGUGAAUUGUGUGAAAUCAAGUUUGGGAAAACGCACCCUAUAUGCAGUUUGGUUGUUUCUUUGCCCUUGUGGUUGCCUAAACCUGUAAGCCCAGGUGCAGGACGAGAGUUGCAAAGACUCUCUUACCUUGGAGCUUUUUUCAGUCUCUCUGUCUUUGCUGAAGAUGAUAUUAAAGUAGUUGAAAAAUAUUUCUCAGGGCCUGCCAUUACUCUUGAAAACACGCGGGUUGUUAGCCAGUCAUUGCAGCAUUACCUGGAAUCUGCAAGACAAGAGCUGUUUAAAAUUCUACAUAGUAUUUUGCUGAAUGGUGAAACUCGAGAGGCAGCUCUCAGUUACAUGGCAGCUGUUGUUGAUGCCAACAUGAAGAAGGCACAGAUGCAGACUGAUGAUCGGAUGGUGUCUACGGACGGUUUUAUGCUCAACUUCCUUUGGGUGCUGCAGCAGCUUAGCACGAAGAUCAAGCUAGAAACGGUUGAUCCCACCUAUAUAUUUCAUCCCAGGUGUCGCAUCACUGUCCCAAUGGAUGAGACAAGAGUGAAAGCAACAAUGGAGGAUGUUACAGGCUGGAUGGCUGAGCUUUAUAGGGAUCAGUCUCCAUGUUCCGAACCGAAAUUCCCAACAGAAUGCUUCUUCCUAACCCUGCAUGCCCAUCACCUCUCCAUCCUGCCAAGCUGCCGCCGCUACAUCCGUAGACUGCGGGCCAUCAGGGAGCUCAACAGGACUGUGGAAGAUCUGAAAAACAAUGAAAGUCAAUGGAAAGAGUCUCCUCUGGCUACCAGACAUCGAGAAAUGCUGAAACGCUGUAAAACACAACUUAAGAAACUGGUGCGGUGCAAAGCUUGUGCAGAUGCUGGCUUGCUAGAUGAGAACUUUCUUAGGAGGUGUCUGAAUUUUUAUGGUAUGGUGAUUCAGCUGUUGCUUCGAAUCCUCGACCCUGCCUACCCCAACAUAGUACUGCCUUUAAAUCCUGAUGUCCCGAAGAUGUUUGCAGCACUGCCCGAGUUUUAUGUGGAAGAUGUUGCUGAAUUUUUAUUUUUUAUUGUACAAUACUCUCCUCAGGUGCUUUAUGAGCCCUGCACUCAGGACAUUGUGAUGUUCCUUGUUGUGAUGCUGUGCAACCAGAACUACAUCCGAAACCCAUAUCUGGUAGCAAAGCUGGUGGAGGUGAUGUUCAUGACAAACCCAGCAGUUCAGCCACGGACCCAGAAGUUCUUUGAAAUGAUUGAGAAUCAUCCUCUCUCCACUAAAUUGUUAGUCCCCUCACUGAUGAAGUUUUAUACAGAUGUUGAGCACACUGGAGCCACCAGCGAGUUCUAUGACAAAUUUACAAUCCGCUACCAUAUCAGCACCAUUUUCAAAAGCCUUUGGCAGAACAUAGCACAUCAUGGCACCUUCAUGGAAGAGUUCAACUCUGGGAAGCAGUUUGUUCGCUAUAUCAACAUGCUGAUAAAUGAUACAACUUUCUUGCUGGAUGAAAGUCUGGAGUCCCUAAAACGGAUCCAUGAAGUUCAAGAGGAGAUGAAGAACAAAGAACAGUGGGACCUGCUGCCUAGGGACCAGCAACAGGCUCGGCAGUCUCAGCUUGCUCAGGAUGAGCGUGUGUCUCGCUCGUAUCUUGCCCUGGCAACAGAAACUGUUGAUAUGUUCCAUAUCCUUACCAAGCAGGUUCAGAAGCCUUUCCUCAGACCUGAACUUGGACCACGAUUGGCUGCUAUGCUGAACUUUAACCUUCAGCAAUUGUGUGGCCCCAAGUGCCGUGACCUGAAAGUUGAAAACCCUGAAAAAUAUGGGUUUGAACCAAAGAAGCUGUUGGACCAACUGACUGAUAUUUACCUGCAGUUAGAUUGUGCUCGCUUUGCUAAAGCAAUUGCUGAUGACCAGAGGUCCUACAGCAAAGAGCUAUUUGAGGAGGUUAUUUCAAAGAUGAGGAAGGCUGGAAUCAAGUCCACAAUAGCAAUAGAAAAAUUCAAACUGCUGGCAGAGAAAGUGGAGGAAAUUGUUGCCAAGAAUGCCCGUGCAGAAAUCGAUUAUAGUGAUGCUCCAGAUGAAUUCAGAGAUCCACUCAUGGACACUCUUAUGACUGACCCUGUGAGGCUGCCAUCUGGAACGAUCAUGGACAGAUCAAUCAUCUUACGACACCUGCUGAACUCCUCCACUGACCCCUUCAAUCGGCAGACACUGACAGAAAAUAUGUUAGAACCAGUGCCAGAACUGAAAGAGCAAAUCCAAGCCUGGAUGAGAGACAAGCAGAACACUGACCAUUAAAAACUCCCUUGCAGUGCACGCCAAGGCCAAUGAGAAGAGCAGGGCAUGGAUUGAUAUAGUGAUGAUGGUGCAUAUAAUCCACUGGAAGCUGAAGACGGAAUUAACUUUCAGGGUGCCCACCACCACUGACUUGUAGUAAUGACCAGAAGCAUGUUGACGAGAAGAAAAGCAGCUUAAUUCUUGUACAUAUAUUUAAGUGAUAACAAUGGUCAAUAGCGUGAAGGACAAAAUUAGGAAGUUUCUAAUGUUACAAAACCAAGUCCUUCCGUAUGUCACAAUUUGGGGGUUUUACAGCUGAAUUAUUUUAGCAAAAAAUGAAUGGAUCAGGGCAGCAUCCUUUCAACUUUAUUUUUUACGGCCAGAUAUUAAUUAAUUUGAUUGUGGUUAGAACCUUGGACACUUUGCUGCUAAAAUAACAUUUUUUUCCCUCUCCAACCCCCAACCUGCACUGCUGUCUUUUUUUUUGGUAAUGCAAACAAAAACAAAACUCCCCAGUGAAAAUAGUCCUUUCCUUGCCCCCAGGAGAACAUAUUCUGUGAGAUAAUUGUGCCUGCAACAAAGUGUUAAUCUUGGGAUCGUAUUUUUAUAUUAUACAUUUUCGCAUAUUUGUUUUUUAAUUGGUGUUAGAUGACACACAAGAAUAAUAAUUUAAAAAAUUUUUGACACACAGAUUUUAAGUUGUUCUUUGAGAUGUCCCAUUUCUUUGUGUUGAAUAGAGAAAAUCUUGAUGCUCUGGUAUUUUUGAAAAGCCUUAUGAGAGAACAUGUUGAAACAGCUGCUACCAAGGAGGUGUUUGGGAAUGCCAGGACUUCAGUGACUUAAAAUAAAGAAAUAAAUUCUUUUAAAGCCAGAGACAUAGUAUGCUAAGUGACAGUUCUGAGCCGUUACAGUUUGUCUCUGGAGAGUGGAUCCUUUUAUUCUUGGAGCCUGUAAUUUGGGGUGGGGGUCAUUUUUAUGUUGCGUACCAGUUUGUAUCCAUGGCUUGGCCUUACCAAAGCAAAAAGGGUGCAGGAAAUGUAGAAUUACAUUUUUAAAAAAAAAACUAAAAACCAAAAAAAAAAAAAAAAAAUUUUUGUAUUACUGCCCCCUGCUUAAGAUACUUGAAUUUCCUUUUUAAAAAGGAUUUGAAACCGCUGUGUUUUAAAAUGAAGCCUGUAAAAAGAAAAAGUUGUUUCUUUUUGUUUUUCGCUGACAGUGUCCUCUGUUCAGUUCCUGACUCUUGAACUAAAAUAAAUGGUGAUACACAUUCGCAAGGAA